UUAUUUGUCUUCGAAUUCACAUUUCUUCUAACCUCCCAAGUAUCCAAGGUUGAAGCUUGGAAUCUCUCUCUCUCUCUCUCACCUCUUUUGUCUGUGUUGUGAAUGGUUUAAGGAUGAAGAAGAUUAAUCUGAUACUAAAGAAGUGUAAGAGUUUGUCAAUGCAAUUGGGUAGAUCCUCCUCUUACAGUAGUCUCAGGUCUAAGUCCACCAGAGAAGAAUUCUGGGGAGAUAUGCCAGAAGAUGAGCAACGUGAAACUAUAUUCGUCGGAAGUUCCAGGAGGCGCUACUCGAUCAGUUCAAAGCACCUGAAUCAUCCUCUUAUAAGUGCUCUAAUUGAGAAGUCAAAGCACAACACUGGUGACGACAGAACUGUGAAAUGUGAAGUGGUUCUUUUUGACCACCUUCUGUGGAUGCUUGAGAAUGCCGAUCCCAACCUCACGUCGGAGUCCUUGGAAGAAUUAGCAGAGCUCUAUACCUACUGAAGCUCAAAGAUCUGGGAUUUGGCCAGGUAAGACAAAAGGCAUAGCUCGAGGAGUUUGAGGGUUAAAGGAGAGAUCCAGAGACUGCUACCUCUAACCGAGUUGUAGACUUUUCAUUUAGUUUCUUUUAUAUAUUUAUUUUUGUUAUUUAUUUAUUUUUCUGCACUUUUCACCUUUAGCAUUGUUAGAAUCUUAUUUUAAUAGAUUAUAGUUUAAUUAAUUAAAGUUUUGUGUUCUUGCAACUUCCUAUCGUGUUAUUUUUUCCGGAUUAAAGUAUGUAGUGAUUUUUCCCU
Molecule: messenger RNA, 772 nt
Organism: Nelumbo nucifera (sacred lotus)
Lineage: Eukaryota; Viridiplantae; Streptophyta; Magnoliopsida; Proteales; Nelumbonaceae
Product: SAUR-like auxin-responsive protein family
Biological process (GO): response to auxin
Source: RefSeq, a predicted model, not a curated record